AUGUUCCAGCUUCAGAAGAACAUCAUGACCCUGACAGACGUUGCGAUCUUGAACACCGUUCAAAUGGUGCUGACGAACUUGGCUGCUCCUUUCUGGGGCAUACUCGCAGACAGAGGUACAUUGAAGAGAAAGCAUAUUAUACUUUUGGGUGCUCUUGGAGAAGGCUUAGCAGCUGGUCUCAUGUCCAUGGUGCCCAACUUUUUGGUCAUGGUGAUCUUGCGGGGCAUGAGCGGCUUCUUCCUCGCCUCCCUUAGGCCCGUUGUGAACGGCAUCAUCGCAGACAUGACGUCGGAUGAUCGACGCGGGAAGAUGUUUUCCCUGGUGCAGAGCUCCCUGCUUGUUGGUAUGUGCUGCACCACACUGAUAGCCGGCAACGUGGCCAACAUCAGUUUGGGCGACCUUCCUGGGUGGCGCUUUGUCUUCUUGCUUGCAGGAUGCACUGCUGCAUGCAUCGGCGUGCUGGUGUGUGUGCUUAUGGUGGAGCCGCCCAAACAGCUGGACAAUUCGGCUGACAAGAAGGGCUGCCAGGCCGUGGCAGAGGAGCUGCGCGCGCUGCUGGGCUUCCUCUGCAUCCCCACUUUCUGCAUCAUGGUUGUGCAGGGAAUAUUUGGCACCAUUCCGUGGACGGUUAUGGGCAACAACUUGCUCUUCUUCAAGCUUUCUGGGCUCGAGGACUGGGAAGGAUCCAUCCUGGCAUCCGAGGGCACGGGCCCCAG
This is a messenger RNA of Symbiodinium necroappetens, 716 nucleotides long. Lineage: Eukaryota; Dinophyceae; Suessiales; Symbiodiniaceae. The record is from the annotation of a GenBank genome assembly.